AUGGAAAUGACUGAAAAUGUUCAAUUAUUGGAACAUGAGGGACCAAAUAGAGCAGCAAAAAACACUGUCGCAGCACUCCUUCCAUCGGAAAACCAUGUCCUCCGGUCAACGCUCCCUCCCCCCACCCCCGCGUCGACACACGCCGCUACUAGGCGACCAGAUCUUCAGCGCUUCCGCCGCCCCGCUCUCCGCCGGCCUCCCAGUCUCAAGGCGCCGCCAAAUCUCCGCCGCGCCAGCAGCCGGGAGCGCGCCUUGAGAGAGCCGUCCGUCCGCGUCCGCGAAGCCGCCACCGAGCAAAUUGAGGAGCGCCAGAGCGAUUGGGCCUACUCCAAGCCGAUAGUGAUUCUAGACCUAGUCUGGAACCUCGCCUUCAUCGUGGUCGCGAUCUCCGUGAUGAUCAUGAGCAAAACUGAACGGCCGUCCAUGCCGUUGAGGCUGUGGAUUGUCGGUUAUGCCCUCCAGUGCGUUCUUCACGUGGUGUGCGUGUGCACGGAGUGUAGGAAGAGGUAUUCGCAGCGGAAUUCGGAAGGGGGCGAAAGAGUUCAGUUCCGGCACAGCCGGAAUUACUCGAAUUCCAGCUUGGGAAGUGAUGACGUGGAUAAUGGUGAUUACUUCUCCGAUCACCGGCAAAGUGAUGAUGAUGAUGAAAAUAGUGUGACUAAACAUCUGGAGUCUGCAAAUACUAUGUUCUCGUUCAUUUGGUGGAUAAUCGGGUUCUAUUGGGUAUCUGCCGGUGGGCAAAGUUUGCCUACUGAAUCACCUCAGCUUUACUGGCUUUGCAUUACGUUUUUGGCAUUUGAUGUGUUCUUUGUCGUGAUUUGUGUGGCUGUGGCUUGUCUCAUUGGACUUGCUGUUUGCUGCUGUCUACCAUGUAUUAUUGCAAUCUUAUACGCUGUUGCGGAUCAGGAAGGAGCUACUAAGGAAGAUAUCGAGAGCCUACCUAGAUACAAGUUUCAAAAAAUCGGUGAUUUCGAGAAGCAAAACGGCGAAAUCCAAGGUUCAUUUAGAGGAGUAAUGACUGAAUGCGACACCGACUCACCCACAGAGCAUAUUCUUCCUAUAGAAGACGCUGAAUGCUGCAUUUGCCUCUGCGCGUACGAUGAUGGAACAGAGCUGCGUGAGCUCCCCUGCAGCCACCAUUUCCACUCUGCAUGCAUAGACAAGUGGCUGUACAUAAACGCCACCUGUCCUCUCUGCAAGCUCAAUAUACUGAAAAACGGCAACCAAAGUGGCAGCGAAGAAGUAUAAACGAACAAACAACCAUCAAUCAGCCUCGUUAUAUACCCGCUUUUGCAUAUUUUGGACAGUGGACCCCACAGUGAGCUUAAAAAACGGAACGGCUUCCCACUUGUCACUCGUUUGCCAGCCAACCAUUCGUUCUUUCUCGUAUAUUCUGAAUGUGUAUGUUGUUAUAUAGUUAAUGUGAUUUUUUUCGUUUAUUUGCCACGUGUAGGUAAUUGUCGAGAGAUGUGAAACUACUAUAUACGUGAACCGUUUUCGAUUCCUUUAAAGUGUUACGUGGUGCAUAGAUAACUAUAGAGCUCGUAUAUAUAUGGUGGAACAAUGAUGUAUGCAUUUGUGUUCAUGACAUUUUUUGGGACUUUGGAUAUACUUUUGUAAAUCAUUAUGGUGUUUUUUA
Erythranthe guttata (spotted monkey flower) is the source of this 1639-nucleotide messenger RNA. Its product is annotated as E3 ubiquitin-protein ligase At1g63170-like. Lineage: Eukaryota; Viridiplantae; Streptophyta; Magnoliopsida; Lamiales; Phrymaceae. Gene Ontology annotation, biological process: protein ubiquitination; ubiquitin-dependent protein catabolic process. Gene Ontology annotation, molecular function: ubiquitin protein ligase activity. Gene Ontology annotation, cellular component: plant-type vacuole. The record is from RefSeq and is a predicted model, not a curated record.